Fusarium poae is the source of this 1884-nucleotide messenger RNA. RefSeq lists its product as uncharacterized. The record is from RefSeq and is a predicted model, not a curated record. NCBI's taxonomy places the organism in Eukaryota, Fungi, Ascomycota, Sordariomycetes, Hypocreales, Nectriaceae. The transcript has a single exon. The coding region runs from base 1 to 1884 and encodes 627 amino acids.
AUGGCCACCAAUAUCCAGAAGUACGCCGAGGAGCGAAACAAACGUCUUCGGCCAGAGGGCACGGCUCAGUACAUCAAUCUCGCCGACUCUGAGCUCCGAAAGCUUGUUGCUGAUCCUUGGGUGGACUACGAGGCCCUCGCUCGCCAAGACCAACCACUUCAAGAUGGCGGAAGCACGAAGUUUCUGGUUGUCGGUGCUGGAAUCAACGGCAUCACAUAUGCUGCUCGACUUAUUGAAGCUGGCUUUAGUCCCCAGGACAUUGUACUUGUCGACACUGCCGGCGGGUACGGGGGUACCUGGUACUGGAACCGUUACCCAGGCCUUAUGUGUGAUGUUGAAGGCUAUUGCUACCUACCGCUACUGGAGGAGACUGGCUAUGUCCCAAAGCACAAGUACUCCUUUGGGGCUGAGAUCAGGGGACAGCUAGAGCGUAUUGCCACUCAUUACGGAUUCCGGGCUAUGUUCUCAACCAAAGUGGACAGUCAUGUCUGGGAUGAGACCAAGGGCCGUUGGAUCUUGGAGAUGACGCAAUCUUUUGGCAAUGUCCAACCUCCGAAGCAGGUUACGGUAGAAACUCAGUUCCUUCUCCUUUGUGGCGGCGUUCUUGCCAUCCCCAAAGCCCCAGCUCUUCCAGGAUUUGCCGAAUUCGGUGCUCGAAAUGAGGUUUUUCACACCUCUCGAUGGAACUACGACAUUACCGGUGGUAGCCAGGAUCGGCCUGACAUGGUUAACCUGAAAGACAAGCGCGUGGCUAUCAUUGGAACUGGAGCCACAUCAGUCCAGGCCGUACCCCAUCUCGCAAAGUGGGCAAAGCACCUCUACGUCGUCCAAAGGACUCCAUCAUACUGCGGGGAGCGAGGUCAGAAGGAAACGACGUCUGAGGCUUGGGCUGAGGUUACGGCCUCUGGUCCAGGAUGGCAGCAUCGUCGUAUGACGAACUUGAACAGCUUUUUAAGCGCAGAUCCUGAGCCUGUAGACCUCGUCAACGACGGCUGGUCCAAAAACCAAGCUAGAGCCGGCCUAAUUGGUAGCUCCUCACGACUGUGGGAACAAGCCGCGACGGGAGAUCACAUUGAUGUGCUCCGUAGGAUGGAUGAACCCAUCGCUGAAGAGCUUCGGGCCCGUGUCGACAGCGAGGUCCAGGACCCAGACACGGCUGAGAAGCUGAAGCCAUGGUAUCAUGGGUGGUGCAAACGACCAACCUUUAACGACGAUUAUCUCGCCACCUUCAAUCGCGACAACGUGACUCUUGUGGACACGAACGGCAAGGGAAUUGAUCGCUACACAGAACGCGGCAUCGUCGUGGGUGGCCGUGAGCUGGAAGUUGACGUCCUCGUGCUUGCUACUGGCUUCACUCUUGCAAGCCAGUUGCUUCCUGAGGACAAUAUCAAAGCCAGUAUAAUCGGUUGUGACGGACGUCACCUGAAAGACAAAUGGAACUCGCCCGAACUUGCGACUCUCUUUGGUGUGGCUACCAAUGGUUUUCCUAACCUCUUCAGCCGCUUCGGCCCGGGUGGACCAGCCUCGUAUAAUAUGACAUCUGGUUACGACAUUACUGGACGAUUCAUUGCACACAUCAUUGCCCAUGCGACAAAAGAAUCCAAUCAACCCCAACGUCUGGUAAUUGAGGCCUGUAGGAAAGGUGAGGAGAAAUGGGCGGCUGAAGUGGUCAAGCGUGCAGCGUGGUUUUCGGCCUUUUCCAUCUGCACGCCGUCAUACUUCAACUCCGAGGGCGAAAAGGCUCCAACAACAACUGAGGAGGCUUAUCAGUGGGCUUUGAAUGCUGGUUGGGGAUCAGGGAUUAAUGACUAUCAACGUAUUAUCGACGAGUAUGCCCAGAGAACUAGUGAUCAGCUUGAAGGUUUUAUCAUCAGGGAGGUCUGA